AUGGCCUACAUCCUGCACCAGUCCCCCGCCGGCCAUGGCCACGGCACAGUGGGCUAUGAGCAGCUGGAGAGCUCUGGGGGGUGCCAGCCUGGCCAUGCCCCCCUGCCUGGCAGCACCAGCGUGCGGGCAGCCUUCGUCCACGUGGUGGGUGACCUGCUGCAGAGCGUCGGUGUCCUCGUGGCUGCCACCAUCAUCUACUUCAAGCCCCAGUGCAAGAUCGCAGACCCCAUCAGCACUCUCUUCUUCUCGGUCUUUGUCCUCGGUUCCACCUUCACCAUCCUCAGGGAUGUCUUCAGGGUCCUCAUGGAAGGGACACCACGGGGCGCCGAGUUCGAUGCGGUGAAGGAGGUGCUGCUGGGGGCCACCUCUGAGGAAGGGGGAUCCUGCCCCACCACCCACCCCCACGGAGCCCUGCCGUCCCAGCAGGAAGGGAUGUCCCCUGUGGGGGGACCCUAG
Manacus vitellinus (golden-collared manakin) is the source of this 456-nucleotide messenger RNA. It is a transcript of the gene SLC30A3, whose product is annotated as solute carrier family 30 member 3. Gene Ontology annotation, cellular component: plasma membrane. The transcript is spliced from 4 exons. Gene Ontology annotation, biological process: zinc ion transmembrane transport; response to zinc ion. Gene Ontology annotation, molecular function: zinc ion transmembrane transporter activity. The record is from RefSeq and is a predicted model, not a curated record. Bases 1 to 456 code for a protein of 151 amino acids. Lineage: Eukaryota; Metazoa; Chordata; Aves; Passeriformes; Pipridae.